Molecule: messenger RNA, 835 nt
Organism: Chenopodium quinoa (quinoa)
Lineage: Eukaryota; Viridiplantae; Streptophyta; Magnoliopsida; Caryophyllales; Amaranthaceae
Exons: 1
Coding region: 1-672 (223 amino acids)
Source: RefSeq, a predicted model, not a curated record
AUGAGUAAAGUGUGGCUUGAUGUCCAUUAUAGAGAUCUGGGGUUUGAUGUAUUGGUUGAUGAUACUGACAGUAUAAGUUUAAUGGACUUGUAUGAGUUUAUGUUUGAGGACUCUGUUAAGCAAAAUGUGAUCCUUCCAAAGUACUUUAGUUUGUAUGUACUGCCACCUAUAACUAAUAGGAAGUUGGAGUUGUGUUCUGAUAGGGAUAUGCUGAAAAUGUGGGAGUGGUUUGGACAUAAGGAAACAAUAGUAAUAUAUUUAGAGGAAAAAGAAAGUCCUAGUCUGGUGUUUAAGGGUGCUGAGGAUAAUUGGCAAAAAAGGAUUAAGGCCAUGGCUGAGAAGGCUAGGUUAGAAGCUGAAAAGGCCCAGGCUGAUAGAGAGUUAGAGGAACUGGAACCUUUUACAGUUGCAGUUGAGGUUCCCGUUGCUAAUGUGGAUGGGGGAGAGGAUGAGUAUGUAAGAGUGUUUGAGACUCCAUUAGCUGAUGAGGUUUUUCCUGGGAAAUCUCAACCUAAGCCUGAGCAAAAUACUCAACCAUCUAGCCAACACUGUCAACCAACUUCUCCUCUCAACCAACCCAAAACCUCAGGUGUGAGGAGGAAUAUGACCCCAAGGAAAAGGAAGAGAACACCCAAAAAAAAGCCACCACCUCAAACCACCUCACCAGGUUAAACCACCUCACCACCUCAAACAACCUCACCACCUCAAACUGACAACCAAAAUUUCCAAACUGACUCACCACCUCAUUCACCUGAAGCACCACAUUCACCUGGACCACAACCACCAUCACCACCUCUUUCACCUGAAGCACCACAAUCACCUGGACCACAACCAC